Molecule: messenger RNA, 188 nt
Organism: Racocetra persica
Lineage: Eukaryota; Fungi; Glomeromycota; Glomeromycetes; Diversisporales; Gigasporaceae
Source: the annotation of a GenBank genome assembly
UUCCUAUUGAAUUUAGAUAUGUUACUAGAAUUCCAAGAGUUGAAACUAUAUCCAAAGGAAAAACAAAAGAAGAAAACUCUGAUGUAAGUAAAAGUAAAUAUGAAUCCUCGAGUGAAUCUGAUAAAUCCACUGAAUAUAAAGAUAAACAACUUGAAGAAAGAAUCUAUACUCUUAAUCUUUGGCAAUAA